AUGUCCGGCGAUCGUUUUCCGGGCUUUUACCAGAGAACGAGCUUCUGAGGGCCUGCUGACAUCCACGUCUUGACUAUAGAUUCAUCGCGUCGCCUCGGAACAUUGCGGGCUCCUUCCCUCCUGGAUAACCAUUCACAAACAAGGCUCUGGGUGCGUGGUGGAAGUGCGGCUGCGCGGUCGUCGACGCGCUGUUUGAUUGGUUUAAUGCAGCACCGUGUCGUUCUGACCUUACCUUCCCGUGUUCGCCUUCCAGCCUCUGCCUGCACGAUGUUCUCUUCCAUCCAAGUCCUGCGCCGCCCAGCCGACUGCUUGACGCUCCCGCGUUCGCAAACAUUGAUUAUCCAACCUAUUCGCUCGAGUCGGGUAGUCACGCGUCCGCCUUCCCAUACAACCUCCCUGUCCUAGGCAGCACAGCUAGCACAGGGCACCCAUCAAGUCGACCCUCCUGUCCCGCCGAUUCCGCCGCCAAUCGCCUGCUGCCUGACCCCCUUCAAUUGCCAAUGGAGGAAGCCAAUACAUCGUCGGGCGUCCUGCAGCCCUCGCCGAGUUUCUCAUCAGUAGAUGGAAGCACCCCGACAAUGCAUCCAUACCACUUUCCGCCGCGGAUCAACAGUUCGCCCGCGUCGAAGUCCCUGUCGCCACCGUACCGAUGCGAGUUUCGCCUUUGACGCCAGCGAAGAGGCCGAUGGGCCCUAGCCUCCACGAACAGAGCAAGGCUAUCCCUAAGCGCAACUGUCGCAAAUCCGAACGACUUAUGCACGAGCAAUGGGCCCAGAAAACACACGACGAAGAGCUCGAGUAUUGUAUCCGACACAAUAUUCGACUCGAUUAUUUGAGGAGCAUUGUUGCGCCCGUGACUCGCCUUGGCUCUCCCACUUCCUGGAAUGACUUUGUGCAGAGCAAGUACUUCGAAUCGCUGGCAGUUCAAGAUGGAUUGGAAGGUAGGCACAGCUCUUGACUACCUGACUACCUCGUGCUAAAUUCUAGCAUAGCAUUGCACUACGCUGUUGUUGAACUAACGGGCUGGGUUGGUCCGCUUUAGUGCCGACCAAUUUGGUGGAGAGGGUUAAGCUCGCAAAGCCAUAUUGGAACGACAUAAAGGAUGACGCAGAGGCGAUGACGAGGUUUGACGCGGCGCUUGCCUUGGAGCGUGAGGAAGCGACGCAAGCAACGCAAGCGACCGAAGGUUCAUCCUCCAUCAAGAUCGCCAGAAACAAGCCGAUGAGUCACGAAGCCAUCAAGAAAGCGCGCCGAUGCAUGCAAACCGCGUUGGAAACCAUGGUGAGUCCAAGCUCAAUUUGAUACUGCUCACAGUAAAGUAACUGAAAGGAUCAUAACACCCUCAAAACCAACCCAGAGCACUUCAUAUGCGCAAAAAUAUGGACUCCAAUUGUUUGCUGUGGUCUCUUCUGAUCUUCCUGAACUCAAUAAGGAGCGUUUCAUGGUCGCGAGCCCCGGUGGUUUGGCCUUUGCCUAUCGACAAGACUGGGGCGAUAGUUUGGGUUCAAGACAGCUGCUCUCCGACUUCGCGGAUUGCGUUACCGGUAGAGCGUUCUUGGAGGACAAAAAGGCCGAAUUGGAAGCAGCUGGUCAGUAGGUGCACGCGCCGACAGACUAUUGUCACUUGCUGAUUGACGUCCGUUACGCUGUUACGCAGUUUGGGAGGCGCCACUGAAGGAAGCGAAUCUUGAAACAAAAGCCUCGUGGUACAGCACGAUUGUGAAAAAACUUUUCAGUGUGGACUAUGUUCUAACCGAGAUUUCAGUUGCUGCUCACUUGUUGACUGCUAACGAUGAGUCUUCUCGGUGCAGAUGAUGCCGUGAUGCGACGUACCAAGAACCAAGGGCACGAAAACAAGAGCAAACCGCCCAGGUUGGUGUACGACCCAACCGCGCUCAUGCAACAGGCCAGUAUCGUAGUUGAAUGCGGCCCGAGCCUCAACUUGGAGACGGACUUCGCCAGCCCCAUGGGCAAGCAAAAAAUGUCGGGGGCCGACUUGGAUCGUAUCAUUCCCCUGCUGCGUGCAGGAGAGUUGAGAUUCAGGCUAACGGAAGAGGUACUAGCGGAUGAAGAAGAUGAAGAUGGUGCAGCUAUCCCUGCCAACGGCCAAGAUGGCAGCGCGGUGAGCCGCCCCGAUUCCGACGAGCACUCUUAG
Molecule: messenger RNA, 2155 nt
Organism: Microbotryum saponariae
Lineage: Eukaryota; Fungi; Basidiomycota; Microbotryomycetes; Microbotryales; Microbotryaceae
Source: the annotation of a GenBank genome assembly